Cyphomyrmex costatus is the source of this 987-nucleotide messenger RNA. RefSeq names its product brain-specific homeobox (gene bsh). Lineage: Eukaryota; Metazoa; Arthropoda; Insecta; Hymenoptera; Formicidae. Gene Ontology annotation, molecular function: DNA binding; DNA-binding transcription factor activity, RNA polymerase II-specific. The record is from RefSeq and is a predicted model, not a curated record. Gene Ontology annotation, biological process: regulation of DNA-templated transcription. The transcript is spliced from 3 exons. Bases 1 to 987 code for a protein of 328 amino acids.
AUGCAGUCGACCUGCCAGCAGCAACAAGCUCAGCCAGGCCAAAACGGAACUUCCGCCAGCAGGACAUCGUUCCUCAUCGAGGAUAUCCUUAGUCGCGGCACCGUCAAUCCGCACACCCAUCAUCAUCAGCUGCAUCAUCAGCACUUGACGUCGACCCCCGGCCACGGACAGCACCAUCAGUAUCAGCAGUUCGCCAGUCUGCUCCCCGGUUAUCCCGCGGCACCACCCGCCGCGGCGGCCUUCUUCUUGGGUCCGCUCUUCGGUAGCGCUGGUAUGGGGGUCGGUGUGGUGCCAGGGGUCGGGGAACUAGCAGCUCUCAAGCAUUGCCGACGACGGAAGGCCCGGACCGUAUUUAGCGAUCAGCAGCUGGCAGGUUUGGAGGCGAGAUUCGAGGUGCAGAGAUAUCUAAGCACGCCCGAGAGAGUAGAGCUGGCGGCGGCGUUGCACUUGUCCGAGACUCAAGUGAAAACAUGGUUCCAAAAUCGACGGAUGAAGCACAAGAAGCAGCUGAGGAAGCUGAACACGAGCGGCAGCAGCAAUUCCAAUUCAGGCCAGCAAUCGAUAUCCGUUACGUCGCCCGCUGAGCGUCCCGUAGACUUUUCGCUGAGUGGCGGCCGCGAGUCGCGCGCGAGCAGUGACGCGCCCGCGGACUCCGACGACGAGGACGAUGACGAGAUCGAUGUGCUGGGUGAUGAAACGCCGUCGCCGACGGUGACGCCAACGGCGACGCCGACCCCGAUGCCGGCGCCGGCGCCGACGCCUACGCCCGCGGCUCCGACGCCGACCUUGACGUCGACGUCGACGGUUUCGACCCCGACGUCGACGCGUACCGGCACCCUGCCAUCUCUGUCCAGACGCGGCACCCCACCAAGGAUCCUCCACACGGCGAUUCAUCCGCAUCCGCACUCGCAUUCUCACCCGCAUCCGCACACGGUCGGCCUUCACCAUCAGCACGGCCAGCAUUCCGCCCAACGUCAGCAUCGCUGA